AUGGAAAAGUUAGAAGAAGAAGAGCAUUUGGUGCGUCUUGAAGACUUUCUGAACUAUUGUUGGUUUCAAAAAAUCUCUGGCUUGAUACCCUUCUACUGGGCUCGGGAUCCAACGAAUCCGCGACGUUUGAUUAACUCAACUCAGAUGGGCUUCUUGAGAUUGGGCAUCCUAAGUGUGGCGUAUUUCUUUUUCAAUGGCUUUGGUUUCCUUAUUACAUCAUAUUUGGGAGUGCCAUCCAAUCAGAAUCCACCAAUCUUUAGCAUCAGCCUCUAUUUCAAUCUCAGAGGAUUGUCGCUAUAUCUGAAACGUAAUCAUAUAGUACGUUUUAUAUGUGCCUUGGAUAGAGAAUCUGCUCAGAAUCUAAGCGAGCAAGAGGAACUACAGCUCAAGGAGGUAUAUGAUACCUAUAGGAAGCGUUAUCUAAUUGUGUCAACUUAUAGCCACGCCUCUCUAGUGUUUUUCUGUUGCCUACCAUUGGGAUUCUAUUUUCUUACCAAUGAAGGACCCGAUGACUAUAUUACUUUGGAUCAACAGUUGCUGGCCGGUUGGUUGCCCUUCAAUAUGCGACAGAAUCAUCAUCUCUAUAUGCUGUGCUGGACCUAUGACAUGUUGUGCACAGUCUGUGGCAUUUCGUUCUUCAUCAGCUUCGACAUGCUCUUCUAUGUGAUGCAGCGGCAACUGAUAAUGCAUUUUGACACUCUGACCCGUCAGAUAACCGCCAUCGAUGCCAGGGAUAGUCUGGUUUUGGAUGAAGAGGAUUUUGUUUUCUAUGCCAAAAUAUAUCGUUUGGCCUCGCGUCAUCAGCACUUGAAUGAUUUGUGUGGCAUGUACAAUGAAAUCUUUAAAGCAGCCCUCUUGAUUGGAAAUUUCGUAUGUGCCACUUCCAUUUGCUUGCAUUUGUAUCUCAUAACAGAGACAACGGAUUUAUUCAAAAUAUUUCAAUUUCUUUUCCCCACUCUGGCUCUAUUGGGAUUCACUUUCGAUCUGUGUCUACGUGGAACUCAAUUGGAAGAGGCGUCUGGCCGCCUUCAAACGGCUUUGUAUAAUCAAAAUUGGUAUAUGGGAAGUCGAAAGUAUCGGAAAUUGAUGAUACUCUGGCUGCAAUUUGCUCAAUGUACACAAAAACUGGAUGCCUACGGAUUGAUACAGGUUAAUAUUGUGCAUUUUACAGAUCUACUUCAAUUGGCUUAUAGACUUUUUACAUUUCUCAAAUCGCAAUAG
Drosophila willistoni is the source of this 1221-nucleotide messenger RNA. RefSeq names its product odorant receptor 88a (gene Or88a). Lineage: Eukaryota; Metazoa; Arthropoda; Insecta; Diptera; Drosophilidae. The transcript has 3 exons. Gene Ontology annotation, cellular component: plasma membrane. The coding region runs from base 1 to 1221 and encodes 406 amino acids. The record is from RefSeq and is a predicted model, not a curated record. Gene Ontology annotation, molecular function: odorant binding; olfactory receptor activity. Gene Ontology annotation, biological process: detection of chemical stimulus involved in sensory perception of smell; sensory perception of smell.